Molecule: messenger RNA, 2037 nt
Organism: Cladophialophora yegresii CBS 114405
Lineage: Eukaryota; Fungi; Ascomycota; Eurotiomycetes; Chaetothyriales; Herpotrichiellaceae
Exons: 1
Coding region: 1-2037 (678 amino acids)
Biological process (GO): ribosomal subunit export from nucleus
Cellular component (GO): cytosol
Molecular function (GO): GTPase activity; GTP binding
Source: RefSeq, a predicted model, not a curated record
AUGGUCCUCCCCAAGAGUAAAAACAGCGUCGGCCUAGGGAACAGCCUCAUGAACGACCGCUUCGGUCGUGGCAAAGGCAGCGACCGCAAAAAGGUCACCCAACAAGGCGUGGUACGAACCGACCAUACAACAGGCCAAACCUACGUGACCAACGCCGCCAAAGAGGCAUCAUGGGUGAAAAUGCGCAGCGUCACUGAACAAGGCGCCCUCGACGAAUUCUUGUCCACCGCGGAACUGGCAGGCACGGAUUUCACGGCGGAGAAGAUGAACAAUGUCAAAAUAAUACAUUCAGACCAGAGAAACCCGUAUUUGCUGAGUGCGGGCGAAGAGAGGGGAGUGAGGAGGAAACAUGCGCAAAACAAGGGCCGACUGACGGUGCCGAGGCGGCCAAAGUGGGAUGAGGCGACUACGCCACAGCAGCUAGAUGAGCAAGAGAAGGCGAGUCUGCUGGACUGGAGGAGAGGGCUGGCCGAGCUGCAAGAGAAUGACGACCUGCUAAUGACGCCUUUCGAGAGGAAUAUCGAGGUAUGGCGGCAGUUGUGGCGGGUCAUCGAACGGUCAGAUCUAGUGGUUCAGAUCGUGGACGCGAGGAACCCGUUACUAUUUCGAAGUGAGGAUCUGGAGAAAUAUGUCAAAGAAGUUGACCCGAAGAAGAGGAACUUGUUACUGGUCAACAAGGCAGAUAUGAUGACCGAGGAGCAAAGGAGAGCAUGGGCAGACUACUUCCGCGAGCAAGGGAUAAACUACAAGUUCUUUUCGGCUCACUUGGCUAGGGAGAUGAACGAGGGUAGAGAUGCACUUGAGGAGCUUGACGCCCGGCAGAUCCAACAACAGAUUGACCGAACCAUGCCAGAGAAAACAAUGGUUGGCAACGUCCAGAACCUGAACCUGAAGGACCAAGAAGGCGAAGAAUGGACAGACGAAGACGACGAGGACAACGAAGAAGAGCCGGAAGAAGAAGAUAACGAGGACUCAGAAGAUCAAGAACCCUCAGCAUCAUCAACUUCGCAACUCUCGCCAUCCUCUUCCUCUUCAGCAGACACGCGGAUUCUUACGGUAGACGAACUUGAGGGCCUGUUCCUCGAAAAUAUCACAGCAGACGCAACAACAGAGCGAAAGACGACGAUAGGCCUUGUCGGAUAUCCCAACGUGGGUAAAUCCUCGACUAUCAACGCCCUGUUGGGCGCCAAAAAGGUCUCCGUCUCUUCUACCCCCGGCAAGACGAAACACUUCCAGACCCUCCAUCUCUCUGAUCAAGUCAUCCUGUGCGAUUGUCCUGGUCUCGUGUUUCCGAACUUUGCAACCACGAAAGCUGAAUUGGUCUGCAACGGUGUCUUACCCAUCGACCAGCUCCGCGAGUACACUGGUCCCGCUGGCCUAGUCGCCUCAAGAAUACCUCAAGCCUUCCUAGAGAACGUCUACGGCAUGAAGAUCCAGACGCGCCCCGCUGAGGAAGGUGGUACUGGGAGACCCACAGCCAGCGAAAUGCUAAGAGCAUAUGCCAAAGCGAGGGGCUUCAAUACGCAAGGCGCCGGCUCACAGCCCGAUGAGAGUCGCGCCGCUCGGUACAUUCUAAAAGACUACGUGAAUGGAAAACUCCUCUACUGCCAUCCGCCGCCCGUCAAAGACACAGACACAGAUGUCGAGGCAUAUGGACACGUAUUCAACGACAAGUUAUACGACUUUGCGCACCUCCCUGCAAAGAGACAAGCCUGGCUGAUCGCACACUCUGACGAAACCACGCUCGACUCGGAGUCUCCGUCCCUGCCGGUCAAGCCACUCGAGACGGGCCCUCGCGCGCGGAAACUCGACAGCACAUAUUUCAGUCCUAGUUCGGGCAAUGCAGGCCACAUCAAGGCCACGCCGUUCAACCAGCAGCAAUCGCAGCAGCAGAAGCAGUUGACCGGGCGGAAGGCCAAAGCGAUGGCCGCGCUCGAGAAGGGUAUCGACCCCAGUGAUCUGAAAAUGAGCGACAAGAAACACUUCAAAGGCGCCAGGAGGAAGGCCAGGAAUGCGAGGACCGUGGAUGAUGAGUGA